GUUAUUCGUUCGUUCGAUUCCAUCUUCUGCUGUCGUCCUUCGUUGCCUGCUCUCCUUUGCUUUUUCGUUUUCGUGUUCCACAACAACGACCUCUUUGUUCGAGUUUUUGGUAAGUUCUUUGGCGCGUGUCAAUUCGCACGUGUAUCGGAUAAUUUGGAGCUUUCUCCGUCUCUCUGUAUUUGUUUGUCUGCCAGUCAAUCACCGAUCGCCACCCUCUUUCUCGUCGCCGAAACCCAUUGCUACCAUCCCAAGCUUUCGGUCAAUUUACGGCUCCGAUCGUUGCUUGGCUCGCUUAGAUACACUUUCAGUUUGUACAGUAUGGAUGCCUUUCUUUAAUGAGAAAGCAUGUGUAGAUGGUCCAUUCGACAUACUACUCUUGUUUCUGAGUUAUGCGGCACUUAGCAGUUAGAGGAAACUUGGUGAAGAAUAAAGAAGAUGAAUGUGCAAGCACAUAUGUCCGGACAUAUCUCAGGGCAGGUACCUAACCAGGCGGGUAAUCAGUUGCCUGUUCUGCCUCAGCAGAAUGGGAACCUCCCUUCCCAGAUGCAAAAUUUAGGUGGUCCUCGUACAUUCAACACAGACCCUGAUUUUGUCAGAGCUCGCUCAUUUAUGCAGGACAAGAUCUAUGAUAUCUUACAACAACGGCAAGCACAGCCAAUUAAUGACCUGCAAAAGAGGAGGCUUAGGGAUAUGGCUAAGCGCCUAGAGGAGGGUUUACUUAAAACAGCCCUUACGAAGGAGGACUAUAUGAACCCGGAUACUUUAGAGAGCCGUUUGCAUAACUGGAUUAAGCGGUUCUCUUUGAAUAAUCAGACCCAACAUUACUCACAGCAUGUUAAUUCUUCGCCUAUUGGUGCAAUGAUACCUACCCCCGGUAUGCCACACAGUGGGAAUUCAAACAUGAUGGUCACUCCCUCUCUUGAUACUUCAAUGAUUGCUACAAAUACCAUUGCAUCUAACACUGUCAACACAGGAAACCUGUUGCCAACAGCGGGCAUUCAUGGUGGUUCCUUCAAUAGAUCUGAUGGUCAUGUGUCUAAUGGAUAUCAGCAGUCUCCUGCUACCUUUUCCAUUGGUUCUGGAGGAAACAUGUCAUCAAUGGGUGUGCAAAGAGUUUCAAGCCAAAUGAUUCCUACUCCUGGUUUUAAUAGUAAUAUUAAUCAGUCUUACAUGAAUUUGGAUUCUUCUAGUAAUGGUGGUGGGCUUUCCACUGUCGAAUCUACUAUGGUAUCCCAGCCGCAACAGCAAAAGCAGCAUGUUGGUGGCCAAAACAGUCGUAUAUUGCACAACCUUGGUAGCCAUAUGGGUGGUGGAAUAAGGCCUGGAUUACAGCAAAAAGCUUAUGGGUUCUCAAAUGGGGCUCUGAAUGGUGGCCUAGGAUUGAUUUCUAGCAAUUUGCCACUUGUAAAUGAACCGGGUUCGUCUGAGGGCUAUCUAACUACCGCACCUUAUGCUAAUUCUCCAAAACCCAUACAGCAACACUUUGAUCAACAUCAGAGGCCAAUUAUGCAGGGUGAUGCAUAUGGAAUGGGCAAUUCUGAUUCUUUUGGGUCUGGGAACUAUUAUGGUGUUGCAACAUCUGUUGGGUCAAUGAUGAAUUCUCAGACUUUGAACUCAGUUAGCGUACCAGCUAUAUCCAAAACCACUUCUCCUCUGAUAAGUAACCAGUCGAAUAUGCUCAGCACCCAACAAACUCCCCAUAUAAAGCCUCAACCAAUUGAUCAAUCAGAAAAGAUGGGUUUCCAAAGUCCGAUGCCUUCAAGGGACAAUCUCCUCAAUUCUCAUACACAGCAGCAAUUUCAACAACAGCCCGUCCAAUUUCAACAGCAGCAACAAUUCGUUCAUCAGCAAAGUCAACUGAAGCAGCAAAAUCAGCAUGUACAGCAUUUGUUAAACAAUGAUGCUUUUGCUCAGUCACAACUGACAUCGGAUCUAAGUAGUCAAGUCAAGCGUGAGCCUGGAGUCGAGCACCAUAAUGAAGUUCUGCACUCACAAGUUCCAGAACACUUCCAGUUGUCUGAGAUGCCGAACCAAUUCCAGUCGAAUUCUGCUGAAGAUCAUUUAAGGAUGGCUCAACAUGUCUCUCUUCCAUCUGGUCAGCAUGAUAUUUGCUCCUCAUUAUCUCAAACUUCUCAGCACAGGCAACAACUUUUGCAUCCUCCCCAAGGGAUUGCAGAGGCUCAGAAUGAUUUUAGCUCACUAUCUGUUGGUGCUCAAUCAGAACCAGUAUCGCAGGGUCAAUGGCAUCCUCAAUCACAAGAUAGGAGUCAGAGACCAGGUAAUUUAUUGCUUGAGCAGCAUGUACAAGAAGAUUUUCGUCAGAGAAUGUCUGGGCAUGACGAAGCUCAGUGUAAUAAUUUAUCAUCAGAAGGAUCUGUCAUUGGUCAAAUUGUUGCUUCUAAAAGUACAGCUGAUCCCCCACAUACAGCUGGUGCACGUAAAUCUUCUGGUACGGAUAAUGAGAAACAGUUUAGAAAUCAGCAGAGAUGGCUUCUAUUCUUGAGACAUGCUCGUCGAUGUGAAGCUCCUGAAGGAAAAUGUCAAGACCUUAAUUGUAUAACUGUUCAAAAAUUGUGGAAACACAUUGAAAAAUGCUCCUCAUCUCCAUGCCCGUAUCCUCGCUGCCAUCAUACUAAGAUAUUGCUCCAUCAUAACAAGCAUUGUGUAGACCCAAAUUGCCCUGUUUGUGUUCCUGUCAAAAAUUAUAUACAGGCACACAUGAACAAGGCACGAAAUCGUCUAGAUCCAGCUUCUGGUAUUCCAAGUUCAGUGAGUGGUUCUUGUAAGUCCGAUAAUGGAGAUGCUUCUGCUAGAUUGAUUUCAAAGACUCCUCCAGUUGUUGAAAGCUCAGAGGAUAUGCAACCUUCACUAAAACGAUUGAAGAUAGAGCAGUCUUCUCAGUCUCUUAUCUCUGAGAGUCAAAGUACUGCUGUUUCAGUUUCUGCAAUUAGUGAAGCCAAUGUUUCCCAAGAUGUCCAACAUCAAGAGUACCAGCAUGGUGAAAUUUGUAUGCCAAUUAAAUCCGAGUUUACAGAAGUGAAGUUGGAAGUCCCUAAAGGUUCUGGAAGAGAUAAUCUUGGUGAGUUGAAGAAGGCUAAUGUCAGUGAUAGCUGCAACCAAGGCCCUGAAAUUGAACCUGUCAUAGCUGAUGAUCCUUCUGGUUUAGCUAAGCAGGAUAGCAUUAAACUUGAGAAAGAGAUCGAACCAGCUAAGCAAGAAGAUGCAAUACAACCUGUUGAACCUGCAGGUGGUACCAAGUCUGGGAAGCCAAAGAUAAAAGGGGUUUCAUUGACGGAAUUAUUCACCCCUGAGCAAGUGAGGGAGCACAUCAUGGGACUUAGGCAGUGGGUUGGCCAGAGUAAAGCAAAGGCAGAGAAGCACCAAGCAAUGGAGCACUCAAUGAGUGAGAAUUCCUGUCAGUUGUGUGCAGUUGAGAAACUUACUUUUGAACCGCCACCUAUAUAUUGCACACCUUGUGGUGCUCGCAUCAAACGCAAUGCAAUGUAUUACAAUAUGGGUGCUGGUGAUACUCGACAUUAUUUCUGUAUUCCAUGUUAUAAUGAGGCCCGCGGAGACACUAUCGUUGUUGAUGGGACUACCAUUCCAAAAGCUAAGCUAGAGAAGAAGAAAAAUGAUGAGGAGACUGAAGAAUGGUGGGUGCAAUGUGACAAGUGUGAAGCCUGGCAACACCAAAUUUGUGCUUUAUUCAAUGGCCGAAGAAAUGAUGGUGGGCAAGCUGAAUAUACUUGCCCUAAUUGCUACAUACAAGAGGUUGAAAGGGGAGAACGUAAGCCCUUACCACAAAGUGCUGUCCUUGGGGCCAAAGAUUUACCUAGAACAAUCCUCAGUGACCACAUAGAGCAACGGUUGUUUAGGAGACUGAAGCAAGAAAGACAAGAAAGGGCUAGAACUCAAGGAAAAAGCUAUGAUGAGGUCCCUGGAGCAGAAUCACUUGUAAUUAGAGUUGUUUCGUCAGUUGACAAAAAGUUAGAAGUGAAGCAGCGGUUUCUUGAAAUUUUUCAGGAAGAGAAUUAUCCAACUGAAUUCCCUUAUAAAUCUAAGGUAAUUUUAUUGUUUCAGAAGAUAGAAGGUGUAGAAGUAUGCCUAUUUGGCAUGUAUGUUCAAGAAUUUGGCUCUGAAUGUCAAUUUCCGAAUCAGCGUCGUGUCUAUCUCUCCUAUUUGGAUUCUGUCAAGUAUUUCAGGCCUGAAAUUAAAGCAGUUACUGGAGAGGCUCUUCGUACAUUUGUCUACCAUGAAAUUUUGAUUGGAUACCUUGAAUAUUGCAAGAAACGGGGUUUUACAAGCUGCUAUAUUUGGGCAUGUCCUCCAUUAAAGGGUGAAGAUUAUAUAUUAUAUUGUCAUCCAGAAAUUCAGAAAACACCAAAAUCUGACAAACUUCGUGAAUGGUAUUUAUCAAUGCUAAGAAAGGCUGCGAAGGAAAAUAUUGUAGCUGAUCUUACUAAUCUCUACGAUCAUUUCUUUGUAUCUACUGGUGAAUGCAAGGCUAAGGUUACUGCAGCUAGGCUUCCAUAUUUUGAUGGUGACUACUGGCCUGGUGCUGCAGAGGACCUGAUUUAUCAGCUUCGCCAAGAAGAAGAUGGCAGAAAACAGAACAAGAAAGGAACAACCAAAAAGACUAUCACUAAAAGGGCUCUAAAGGCAUCUGGUCAGUCUGACCUUUCUGGUAACGCUUCAAAGGAUCUGCUACUAAUGCAUAAACUUGGUGAAACCAUAUGUCCAAUGAAAGAAGACUUUAUAAUGGUUCAUUUGCAGCAUGCAUGCAACCACUGUUGUAUUCUCAUGGUAUCUGGAACUCGUUGGGUCUGCAACCAGUGCAAAAAUUUUCAAAUUUGCGAGAAGUGUUAUGAAGUAGAGCAGAAACGUGAAGAAAGAGAAAGACACCCCAUCAAUCAGAGGGAAAAACAUGUAUUGAAUCCUGUUGAAAUUACUGAUGUAGCUGCUGAUACGAAGGACAAAGAUGAGAUUCUUGAAAGUGAAUUCUUUGACACCAGACAGGCAUUUUUGAGUCUUUGUCAAGGGAAUCAUUAUCAGUAUGAUACCCUACGACGAGCUAAACACUCUUCAAUGAUGGUCCUUUACCAUCUUCACAACCCAACUGCUCCUGCAUUUGUGACAACUUGCAACAUUUGUCAUCUUGAUAUUGAAACAGGUCAAGGCUGGCGUUGUGAAGUCUGUGCUGAUUAUGAUGUAUGCAAUGCUUGUUAUCAGAAGGGUAGUGGUAAGGAACAUCCUCAUAAGUUGACCAAUCAUCCAUCCAUGGCUGAUCGCGAUGCUCAAAAUCAAGAAGCGAGACAAUUACGAGUUUUACAGCUUAGAAAAAUGCUUGAUCUUCUGGUACAUGCAUCACAGUGUCGUUCGGCACAAUGCCAAUACCCCAAUUGUCGUAAAGUCAAGGGUCUGUUCCGGCAUGGGAUACAAUGUAGAACACGUGCGUCAGGAGGAUGUGUGCUUUGUAAGAAAAUGUGGUAUCUCCUUCAACUUCAUGCCCGAGCUUGUAAAGAAUCUGAGUGCCAUGUUCCACGUUGCAGGGAUCUAAAAGAGCAUUUGAGGAGGCUGCAGCAGCAGUCUGACUCACGAAGAAGAGCUGCUGUGAUGGAGAUGAUGAGACAGAGAGCUGCUGAGCUUACCAGCAAUGCUGGAUGAUCAAAUUGUACAUAGAAAUAUGGAUGGUUUCAGAGAAAAUCCUUCAGAUCGAGAGGAGGUAAGAUUAGUUUACUACUGGUCUGCUAACACUGCUGGGAACCAGGUGGUGACAGCAACAGUGGUGCAAUUAGAUGGUUGGAAGAGGAUUAGCAUUUUACGGUACAGCAGAUUGGUUUAUACUUGCUCGUUGGGGAAACUAUUUUUCUCUGUUCUUUUUUUGUUCCAUGGUUUUCAUCUCCACGAAAUACCCCUUGGAAGAGGAAAACAAAGCAAGCAAAGUUAUAUAUACACAUUAUAUCAUCAGCCAGAGCUGUCAUCCUCUUGCAACAGUUGCUAACCAUGCCCAGCCCAUCGGAGUAAUUAGAGAACUGAUGAUGUGUGUCUCAGUCUUGUUGGCCGUAUUUGGUGAUUCUUUGAUUUUAUCCUCUUUGUAAUCUGUCAUCCGUGGAUGGCAAGUGUACUAUAAUUGGUCUAAUCUGUUUAAUAUGUUUUCUUACGAAAGGAAUGUGGGAGGGAGGCUAGCUUUAUUGUUAUUAUCAUUAUUAUUAUUUUUUUUUCCCUUUUCUUUUUCUUCGUUUCUCUCCCUUUUAAUAUAUUGACCUUUUUGUAGAAUUUGCUCUUGUUGAAAGAUGGAAGGAAUAAAUAGUUUCUCCUAUAUAAUAGCAGCGGUUAUUUACUA
Ziziphus jujuba (common jujube) is the source of this 6343-nucleotide messenger RNA. RefSeq names its product histone acetyltransferase HAC1. The record is from RefSeq and is a predicted model, not a curated record. Gene Ontology annotation, biological process: positive regulation of transcription by RNA polymerase II. NCBI's taxonomy places the organism in Eukaryota, Viridiplantae, Streptophyta, Magnoliopsida, Rosales, Rhamnaceae. Gene Ontology annotation, molecular function: transcription coactivator activity; histone acetyltransferase activity; chromatin DNA binding. The coding region runs from base 436 to 5664 and encodes 1742 amino acids. Gene Ontology annotation, cellular component: histone acetyltransferase complex; transcription regulator complex. The transcript is spliced from 17 exons.